This is a messenger RNA of Puma concolor (puma), 363 nucleotides long. RefSeq names its product cilia and flagella associated protein 68 (gene CFAP68). Gene Ontology annotation, cellular component: nucleus. The record is from RefSeq and is a predicted model, not a curated record. Lineage: Eukaryota; Metazoa; Chordata; Mammalia; Carnivora; Felidae. Gene Ontology annotation, biological process: flagellated sperm motility.
AUGGCUGCUGCUCACUCUCUCUGCUGCUCGGGAUUUCUCCAGAGACAAGCCCUUGCCUACUUCUUUGCAAACCCACACUAUGGCAGCAUCAUUAAUGCAGACGGCCAUGCUGAAGUGUGGACAGAUUGGAAUAGUAUGUCCAAGUUUUUCCAGUAUGGAUGGAGAUGUACCACUAAUGAGAAUACCUAUUCAAACCGUACCCUGAUGGGCAACUGGAACCAGGAAAGAUAUGACCUAAGGAAUAUCGUGCAACCCAAACCUUUGCCUUCCCAGGAUUUAAGCGAGAGCCUCACUCGUUCCCAGGACAUCAACCUGAGCUGGAUCCUCCUGGAUACAAAUGCACAGAAAAGUCAACUUACAUGA